Molecule: messenger RNA, 4455 nt
Organism: Drosophila kikkawai
Lineage: Eukaryota; Metazoa; Arthropoda; Insecta; Diptera; Drosophilidae
Gene: Cap-D2
Product: CAP-D2 condensin subunit
Biological process (GO): mitotic chromosome condensation; mitotic cell cycle; meiotic chromosome condensation
Cellular component (GO): nucleus; condensed chromosome, centromeric region; condensin complex
Molecular function (GO): histone binding
Source: RefSeq, a predicted model, not a curated record
ACAGAUUCUGCCGCCAAGAUUUGACAUCACUAGGACGCCACCGCCGAGAAGAUAAAAAACGAAAAACAAACGCUAUUGGCAUUGAGUUAAUUUAAUAGAAUAAGCAAACGAUGGAAGAGACUCACGACUUCCAGUUCGUGCUGCCGCUGAACGCCACGGACCUGGUCAACAGCUGCGGCGAUCAGUACUACGUGAAGGAGAUCUUGGGCAACGCUGAUAUUCCCCAAAAGCUGUUGGAAUGCAAGCGGAGGGCCCGCCUGCGAGACCCGUUCUACAUCUUCGAACACUUCGAUACCUAUUACUCAAUUAUCGAGGCCUCCGGCAGCAGUGACUCCUCCAUUCGCAACCUUAUGAGGGCCUUCGAUCUGCUCUAUUUGACCGUGGACAACCUGGGCCAGGAUCUGCAGCCGCUGCUCACCGCCAGCGAGCCGAUGAGCAACCAGCAACGCAACAGAUACCUGAACCUGACCAAGAUGACGCUCUACCUACAGGUGAACAUCGUACGGAAGAUCGACAACGGCUUCCAGCAGGCCCAGCGCGAGGGCCAGCUCAAUGCCCAGAAGAAGCGCGGAAAGCAGGCGGAGCAAUCCCUGGAGAACUUCCCCGACUGGGACGUCAAGCGCGGCAAGUUCCUUGUCCAGCUGUUCAACGUGAUGCAGUGUCCGCUCGAGAAGCUAUGGAGUCCGCCCGUCGCCGAGGAGGACUUUGUUUCAAUGGUCUGUGACAUUUGCUAUCGGACAUUGGAGCUGCUGCCGGUGCGCAACGACAACCGGCACGUUUUCGACACGAUCUUCCAGAUCCUGGGCACAGCCAUCAAGCGCUUCAAUCAUGCCAUGACCUUUCCGGUCCGCAUACUGCAAAUCCUGCGCGGCACCGAACACGCAGCCGUCUCUGUGGCCAAUGGAAUCCUCCUUCUGCACGAGGAGUACAGCAUUUCAUCGGUCUUCUCGAUCCUUCUCAAGGGCAUUGUGGAUGCCCUAAUGCUGGACAGCUCCGAUUCGGCAGUGUCCAAGCACUUUGCCAACUUCCUAACAGAGUUCUCGAACAUAGCGCCCUCGCUGAUCAUACCCCAUCUGGCGAAGCUGGCUGAGGAUCUGCUGGACUGCCAGUCGCACACGCUGCGGAACUGUGUGCUGCAAAUCAUUGGGGACACGGUGGUCAGCGAACUGACAUCGGAGGGCCUCAGCCAGGAGCUGAAGGAGGUGCGCAACGAGUUCCUUGAGCACCUCUUGGCCCACAUUUGUGACGUAUCGGCGCACGUUCGCUCCAAGGUGCUUAGCAUCUGGCAUCACUUGAAGGUGCAGCACGCCAUACCGCUUAACUUCAUCAUCAACGUGCUGAGCGAGGCCAUUGGGCGGCUGGAGGACAAGAGCUCGCUGGUGCGGCGUGCCGCCAUGCAGCUGAUCAAGUCCGCGCUCGAGAGCAACCCCUACUCCAGCAAACUGUCUCUCGAUGAGCUUCGGGCCAAGCAUGCAAAGGAGGUCGAGGCCAUGGAGAAGCUUGACGAGGUGCUCCAGGAGGAGCGCCAGCAGCAGGAGCAGUUGAAUGAGGAGUGGGGCACCCUGGCUCCCGAUCUGCUGCCCUUCAUCGAGGAGAACCUCACAGAGUACCCUGACAUGCAGUUCGACAAGGAGGAGACUGACGAGGCCCUGCUGCAGAAGAUCAUUCCCAUGAUGCGGGAGAAGAACUACAAGGAUGUAAUUGUGCUGGUGCGCAAGGUGGAUUAUUUGGCCGGCAACCAGGCUCUAAGCGCCCAACUCAAGCACGAUGAGCACUGCGUGUACGUUCUGGCCCUACUAAAGACAUAUCACCUGGUGGCCGCCGGCUUGAAGCAGAGCAACGAAGAGAUGCUACAGCAGAUCGCAACCGUGCAGUUCCUCAAGGACAGCAUCGACUUUGCGGUGCUGAUGACAUCGGCUUUCCCCAAGCUCCAUGACCUCCUCAUGUCCAAGACAAACACGGACGUAUUCGAGGCAGUGGAUCUGUUUACCACCGGCUACAUGUUCGGGAUCCACGGCACUGAGUCGGGGAUGCAGCGGAUGCUGCAGCUCGUGUGGUCCUCGGACAAGGAAAAGCGCGACGCCGUUUCCAAUGCUUACAAGCGAGUGCUUUUCACCACUGACCAAACGGGCCGCAUUCACGCCAUCCGGGUGGUACAGAACUUGUCCAAAUUCCUCUCGGAAAUCGAGUAUGGCCACUACACGGCCAUGGAAUCGGUGAUGGCCGAGUGGAUUGUGGCUGGAGAUAUCGAUGCCUUGGUCAUUCAGGUGCUCUUCGAGCGUUUUACCCUCAAGCUGGAGGGAACCAGCCCCGCAGAGUCGCGUCUGGCCCUGCAACUUCUUAUCAUGGCCUCCGACUCGAAGGCCGCCAUUGCGUCGGCCAACACUGCCAUUAUCGAGGACAUUGCCGUCGGGGCAAGGGUGCGCCGCGAUCCACGUAUCUUUACUGGCUGCCUUCAGUUGCUGGUCAACUCCAUCAAUUCCAACAGCAAUGCCAAGAUCUACAAGCGGCACGACAGCGACUCGGAGUUCGUGGCGAAGAUCACCCACCUCUUCCUGGACUUCUUCUUCCACCAGAAGCUGUCGGACUUUGACGGUCUGGCCAUGAGUGUGUUCGAGUACUUCUACAAGAUGUGCCAGGCACCGGAUGUGAUCUCCCAGCAGCUGGUGAAGACGCUGAUCAAGCGGUUCAACGAGAGCUGGCUGAUCAAUGCGGAAGAUGUGUCGGCUGUGACCCCCUCACAGGCAGCAGUGGCGGAUAAGGAGAACGACUUGUGCUCGCAGCCGCCAACGGAGAUACCCUGCUCGCAGACCCAGCCCUUGACGCAGACUCAGCGCUUCACGCAGAGCUCAACUCUCCAGCGGGGCAAGAUGAUGAUGCCCGUUUACUUGGUCUCCCGCUUUGUGUUCUGCAUUGGGUACAUGACCAUCAAGGAGAUGAUCUUCCUGGAUAUGGACAUCUACAACAACAUGAAGUACCGCGAGGAGCUGACGGCGCAGGAGGAGCGGAACAAUCGAAACAAGCCGCCUCCGCCAGUUAACAACAGGAAAACUCUCAACGUCUCCGCCAUGGAGGUGCGCAAGCGGUUGUCCGGAGUGACGGCGGAGCCGCAGCAAGAGCCAGACGAGGAUCUGGUCGGGGCCACGGCCGAAGACAACAUCGCCGAGGAGAUCCACAGCAUUGGCGAGGACAUGCUGCUGUACAACCCCAAGGCCCUGCUGUCCAAGCUGUCCCGAUUCGUCAAGACCGUCUGCCAGAAGCCCGGCGAGUUCCGCGAUGCCAAGCUGCAGCAGGCAGCUACCUUGACGCUGGCCCGCCUGAUGACGGUGUCGUCGCGCUUCUGCGAGACCAACAUGAGCUUCUUAAUGAACAUCCUCAGCUUGACCAAGAACAUCCGCAUCAAGUGCAACACUGUGGUGGGCCUGUCGGACCUCACCUUCCGCUUCCCGAACAUCAUCGAGCCCUGGACGGGACACUUCUACGCCCAGCUGCACGAGUCAAACACUGAGCUGCGGCUGACGGCCGUCAAGAUGUUGUCGCACCUCAUCCUCAACGAGAUGAUACGCGUAAAGGGUCAGAUCGCAGACAUGGCACUCUGCAUCGUGGACGAGAACGAGGAGAUCCGCAACAUCACCAAGCAGUUCUUCAAGGAGAUUGCCAACAAGUCCAACAUUCUGUACAACGUCCUGCCGGACAUUAUCUCGCGGCUGGGCGACAUUAACCUGAAUCUGGACGAGGACAAAUACCGCACAACCAUGUCCUACAUUCUGGGACUCAUCCAGAAGGACCGUCAGAUCGAGACUCUCGUUGAGAAGCUCUGUCUCCGCUUCCCGGUGACGCGUGUGGAGCGCCAGUGGCGCGACAUCGGCUACUGCCUCAGCCUGCUCAGUUACAAUGAGCGGUCGGUGAACAAGCUCAUCGACAACUUGCACCACUUCAAGGAUAAGGUUCAGGUGGAUGAGGUCUAUCAGUCCUUCAAGCUGAUCAUCAGCAACACAAACAAACUGGCCAAGCCGGAGCUUAAGGCCGUCGUCACCGAGUUCGAGAACCGGCUCAACGAGUGCCUGCAAGUCAACCCGAAUCCGAAUUCAUCGACGGAGCCCGGUACCUCGGAGGUUGAGUCUCAACGAGCUCGCGGGGCCAAGUCAAAGAGGGGUCGAAAGCCGCCAGCCGGCAAGAAGCCGCCACCGUCAAGAAGACGCGGACGACGCCAACAGGACACAAGCUCUGAGGAGUCGUCUAGCAGCGACGAUUAGUCUCAUUUCCAAAUAUUUCCAAACUUUUUAUAUUUCCUUAAAUCUAAAAUGUAAAAAUGAAAUGUAUCCUGUACUUCAGGGAUAGCCCAAAAUGCUUUUGUAAAGCAAACGAUAAGCGAAUCAAUUGAAAUCUCCCUUAGGCUUACAUAUUUAUACAUAAAACGCAAUGAAUUACAAUAAAUGUAAAAUUUUUAACAAA